AUGAAUGAAGGUAACUCAGAAUCAGAUUCACCAGAUGGUGCUAAAUAUCCAUCACUUCAAUUCUUGACUGAGUUUCAGUCUCACGAACCAGAAUUCAACUUUCAAAAGACUCUGGAAAUCUCUGAGAAGGUCACAAGUAUAGAAUGGAUAAAUCUGGGUUACAAUGGCUUUAAUCCCUAGCUUAUUACCACAAAUGACAAAGUUAUUAAGCUCUUUCAAAUAAAAACUAAUAAAUACCUAGAUAUAAUAAUAGAGGAGGAAGAGGCCAAAGAUUUGGAUGGGCAUAUGUCAUCAGUAAAGUAGCUAGAGUUACAGAAUUAACUUAUAAUCCCAAGUUUCCCAAAGUAAAAGAAAAUGGAUUAAUUAGAUGAAGGCAUAAAACUGAGAAACACUUACAUAAAUGGUCAUUCGUAUCAUAUUCAUUCAGUUUCGUAGAGCUAUGACUAGGAAUGCUUUCUGUCUGCUGAUGACAUAACAAUUAAUCUCUGGAACAUAGAGGACAAAAGUAAAUCUUACAACAUUUUAAAUAUUUAACCUGCGAAUAUCUAGGAUCUAUAAGAGGUGAUUACUCACGUAGAAUUUCAUCCAAUCAAAUCUUUGGAAUUUAUUUAUUCUUCCUCCAAGGGUUAUUUUAAAAUAUGUGACAUGCGAACAAAUAUGAAUGUUUCUGAUUCCAGCAUUACUAUCAAUACUACUGAUGAGGUAGGUCGUGCUAAUGAAUAUUCAGAGAUUAUCAACUCAUGCACAUGGGCAAGUUUUGUAAAAGGUGAAUCUUAAUAUGAGGCAAUAAGCAGAGAUUUUUGCUCUAUUAAAUUAUGGGAUAUUAGGAUGCCAAAUUAACCAAUCAAAAAAUACUUGGUGAAUGAUUAUGUAGAGGACAAGCUAGCCCAGCUUUACUCAAAUGACUGUAUUUUUGAUCGCUUUGACUUGAAGCAGAAUUACACAGGCAACUUGCUUUCAACCGGAGGAUAUAAUCGUUCGUUUUAAGUUAUAGAUCAGCACAAUAAUUAGAACGUGACACUCUUGGCCAAUGCAGAGAUGAAACGAUUCUAAUCUAGUCAGAUAGUGAGAAAAUAUUAGGAUCAGAGUGGAAAGUUAUCAUCUCCACUUUGGGAAGGGCAGUCUAUUAAUUUUGAUGAGAAGGUUUUGCAUACUAGUUGGCACCCACAUGAAAAUAGAUUAGCGGUUGCCAGCAGCAGCUGCAUUUUUCUUUACUCUUAGUGA
This is a messenger RNA of Stylonychia lemnae, 1224 nucleotides long. Lineage: Eukaryota; Ciliophora; Spirotrichea; Sporadotrichida; Oxytrichidae. The record is from the annotation of a GenBank genome assembly.